This is a messenger RNA of Schistosoma margrebowiei, 999 nucleotides long. NCBI's taxonomy places the organism in Eukaryota, Metazoa, Platyhelminthes, Trematoda, Strigeidida, Schistosomatidae. The record is from the annotation of a GenBank genome assembly.
AUGUUUAAGAUUAGUCUAAUUAGCUAUUUACUAUUAUUAUUCACAUUUUUAUAUGUGGAAACAAAAUUACCCGGUGAAUUACGUGAAAUCUAUCAAUUUCAUAAAAAAGUUCGUAAAGAUGUAAAAAAUUGUAAGAUACCUGGUCAACCUCCAGCUGUAAAACUAGCAAAAAUGAAAUGGAAUAAACUUCUAGCUGACAAAGCUAAACAACAAGCUAAACGAUGUCAAUAUGAUGCAAAUGAUCCAAAUGAUUUUAUUAUUGGUGAUUUUGAAUCGAUUGGACAAAAUCUAGGCGAUUAUCCAACAAUUGAACGAGCAAUGAAAGAUUGGUUAGAAGAACAUAAAAAUUAUGAUUUUAAAACGAAUACAUGUAAUGGAGAUUGUAAAAAUUAUAAACAGAUGGUUUGGAAUACCACUGAAGCAAUAGGCUGCGGUUACGAAAAGUGUGGAAAGAAUUAUUUGAUUGUUUGUAAUUAUGCACCAGGUCAAUGUAAAAAAUUAAAAUUACCUAAAGAAGUACGUGAAGUAUUUCAAUUACAUAAAUAUUAUCGUAAUUCAAUACGUUUUUGUCAAAUGCCAAAUCAACCUCCAGCAAAACGUAUGUCAAAAUUAAAAUGGAAUAUAUAUUUAGCAGAAAAAGCUCAACUUUCCGCUAGUCGAUGUGAUUACUCUUAUGAUAGUCCAAGUGAUAUGAAUUUUGAUGAAUUUGGUACAGUAGCACAAAAUAUUGCUGAUAGUCCAACAAUUGAAAAAGCAGUAGCCAGUUGGUUUGUUGAAUACAAGAGCUAUUCUUUUAACGAUAACAAAUGCAAUGAUACAUGUAUGCAGUAUAAACAGAUAGUAAAUGGUGAAGAGACUGAAAUUGGUUGUGGUGUACAAAAAUGUGAUAAAAGAUUUUUAGUAGUGUGCAAUUAUUCACCAGCAGCUGAAGAAGAUAGACAACCGUAUGAAAAAGGCACUCAAGAGAAUUGCGAUGAUGUCGAUGAUGCAGAAUACUAA